Radiomyces spectabilis is the source of this 596-nucleotide messenger RNA. RefSeq lists its product as uncharacterized. The transcript is spliced from 4 exons. Gene Ontology annotation, biological process: DNA-templated transcription. NCBI's taxonomy places the organism in Eukaryota, Fungi, Mucoromycota, Mucoromycetes, Mucorales, Radiomycetaceae. Bases 69 to 410 code for a protein of 113 amino acids. The record is from RefSeq and is a predicted model, not a curated record.
UCGAGCUUUGAUCCCCUCCCGUUUCCUUUUUUCCCUUCUUAUUCUACUGGCCUUCCUUUCAACUCGAAAUGCAAGUCUUUCUGUUCUGCGACAGAUGUCGUAAUGUCAUGAUACCUCAUGAAGAGCGAGAUGACCUUCAGUUGUAUUACGUGUGCCGUUACUGUCAAUAUCAACAAAAAGUGCCGAGCGGCUGCAUUUACCAUCAUGACAUUAUAAAGCCAUCGACUGACUUGACUGUGCCACUCUUGGAUUGGCACCAUGACCUUACUUUGCCACGACGAACGAUUGCUUGUCCGCGAUGUGGUUUCACGACCGCUUUCUGCUUUGAAGCAGCCACGAUAGGUCUCAAAUCGAAAACAAUGAAAGCCUGCCACCAAUGCGCCAAUGGAGCCUGCAACUUUCGUUGGUAGAAAUCAAUGCACACCGAGAAAAAACUCCACCCACUAUCAAACUUUAAACGGAAAAAAUGCCGAAAGAAAAAAAUCCCAGCUUUUUCUAUAUGUAUGACGUUGCCCAGAAAUUUGGCUGAGAAAUCGGCAACCAGCAAAAAUCGGAAGGGUAUUAUAGUUUAGUCUCUUUUUUUUUCGUUCCUAUCC